UAAUAGCUGGUUUUCGAGGAACAGUCCCACAUGGCCUAUCACUGGAGAUUGGAGACACCGUUCAAAUAUUGGAGAAAUGUGAUGGGUGGUACAGAGGAUUUGCCUUAAAAAAUCCCAAUGUUAAGGGCAUAUUUCCAUCCAACUACAUUCACUUGAAGAAUGCAUGUGUUAAGAACAAAGGACAAUUUGAAAUGGUUAUUCCAACAGAAGAUUCUGUUAUUACAGAAAUGACAUCAACUUUAAGAGACUGGGGAACGAUGUGGAAACAGCUCUAUGUGAGGAAUGAAGGGGACCUCUUUCACCGGCUGUGGCACAUAAUGAAUGAAAUCCUAGACCUGCGAAGGCAGGUCCUUGUUGGCCAUCUCACCCAUGACCGAAUGAAGGAUGUCAAGAGACACAUUACUGCUCGUCUGGACUGGGGCAAUGAACAACUGGGACUUGACUUAGUUCCAAGGAAAGAAUAUGCUAUGGUAGAUCCUGAAGAGAUCAGCAUUACAGAGCUCUACAGGCUGAUGGAACAUCGUCAUCGAAAAAAAGAUACCCCAGUACCAGCUAGCAGUCACCAUCUUUUUGUUCAAAUGAAGAGUUUAAUGUGCUCCAAUCUGGGAGAGGAACUGGAAGUCAUCUUCUCACUCUUUGACAGUAAAGAAAAUAAGCCCAUCAGUGAAAGAUUUUUUUUAAGACUGAAUAGAAAUGGUUUGCCAAAAUGUCCAGAAAAGCCUGAAAGACACUGUUCUCUCUUUGUGGAUUUGGGUAGCAGUGAACUCAGGAAGGACAUCUAUAUCACUGUGCACAUUAUCCGAAUAGGACGAAUGGGAGCUGGAGAAAAGAAAAAUGCUUGCAACGUACAAUAUCGACGGCCCUUUGGCUGUGCUGUCCUCAGUAUUGCAGAUUUGCUGGCAGGAGAUUCAAAGGAUGACCUCGUCUUAAAAGUCUACAUGUGCAAUACAGAGAGUGAUUGGUAUCAGAUCCAUGAAAAUAUCAUUAAAAAGCUGAAUGCACGUUACAACUUGACAGGCUCCAAUGCAGGUCUGGCAGUUUCUCUUCAGUUGCUUCAUGGAGAUAUAGAACAAAUUAGGAGAGAGUAUACAUCCAGAUUUACCCAUGGAGUAUCCAUAACAAGGAAACUAGGUUUUUCCAAUAUUAUAAUGCCUGGGGAAAUGAGGAAUGAUUUAUAUAUCACUGUAGAAAGAGGAGAAUUUGAGAAAGGAGGGAAAAGUGUGGCCAGGAAUGUGGAAGUGACAAUGCAUGUGGUGGACAGCAAUGGUCAAAUUUUAAAGGAUUUUAUCUCGUUUGGCUCUGGAGAGCCACCAGCCAGUGAGUACCAUUCCUUUGUGCUUUAUCAUAACAACGGUCCCAGAUGGGCUGAGCUGCUGAAACUUCCUAUUCCUGUGGAUAAAUUUAGAGGAGCUCACAUCCGCUGCGAAUUCCGGCACUGCUCCACUAAAGAAAAGGGUGAGAAGAAGUUGUUUGGCUUUUCUUUUGUGCCCCUGAUGCAGGAAAAUGGGAGGACUCUGCCAGAUGGCACCCAUGAACUCAUUGUAUACAAGUGUGAAGAAAACACAAACCUUCAGGAUUCUGGUCGCUACCUCAAACUCCCCUUUUCAAAGGGAAUAUCUCUAGGAAACAACAGCCAAGCAGUUAAAACCACUAAGGAGUCCUUCUGGAUUACAUCCUUUCUCUGCUCCACUAAACUCACACAAAAUGGAGAUAUGCUUGACCUUCUGAAAUGGAGAACCCACCCAGACAAAAUUGCAGGUUGUCUCUCAAAAUUAAAAGAAAUUGAUGGUUCAGAAAUAGUGAAGUUUCUUCAAGAUACACUAGACACUUUAUUUGGGAUUUUAGAUGAAAACUCUCAAAAAUAUGGAUCAAAAGUAUUUGAUUGCUUGGUUCACAUAAUAAAUUUGCUGCAGGACAGCAAGUUUCAUCACUUUAAGCCAGUAAUGGACACUUACAUUGAAAGUCAUUUUGCAGGAGCUCUUGCAUACAGGGAUCUUAUAAAAGUCCUGAAGUGGCAUAUUGAUCGAGUCACUGAGGUGGAGCUUCAUGAGCACAUACAGGAAGUACUAAAGGCACAGGAAUAUAUCUUUAAAUACAUAGUUCAGUCUCGAAGGUUAUUCUCUAUUGCCACUGGUGGACAAAAUGAGGAGGAAUUUCGCUGCUGUAUUCAAGAGCUUCUUAUGUCAGUACGCUUCUUCCUUUCUCAAGAGAGCAAAGGAGCUAGUGCUCUAUCCCAACUACAAGCUGUGUUUCUCAGCUCAUUCCCAUCGGUGUAUUCUGAACUUUUGAAGCUCUUUGAUGUAAGAGAGGUGGCCAAUUUGGUUCAUGAUGCUCUGGGCAGCUUGCCAACAGUCAUGCAUGGGGAUGAGUCCCUUCAAGCUGUUAAACUGCAGAGCAUUGGAAAAACUGUAGAGAGUCAUCUGUACACUAACCCAG
Messenger RNA from Acanthisitta chloris (rifleman), 2436 nucleotides. Its product is annotated as dedicator of cytokinesis protein 4-like. The record is from RefSeq and is a predicted model, not a curated record. The annotation marks the transcript as partial. Gene Ontology annotation, molecular function: guanyl-nucleotide exchange factor activity; small GTPase binding. Gene Ontology annotation, cellular component: cytoplasm; plasma membrane. Lineage: Eukaryota; Metazoa; Chordata; Aves; Passeriformes; Acanthisittidae. Gene Ontology annotation, biological process: cell chemotaxis; small GTPase-mediated signal transduction. The transcript is spliced from 22 exons.